Rosa chinensis is the source of this 1843-nucleotide messenger RNA. Its product is annotated as aspartic proteinase. Lineage: Eukaryota; Viridiplantae; Streptophyta; Magnoliopsida; Rosales; Rosaceae. Gene Ontology annotation, molecular function: aspartic-type endopeptidase activity. The record is from RefSeq and is a predicted model, not a curated record. The transcript is spliced from 14 exons. Gene Ontology annotation, biological process: lipid metabolic process; proteolysis. Bases 99 to 1655 code for a protein of 518 amino acids.
CUUGGUCUUGUUUCUUCUCCUUCUUCGCUUUAUAAGUCAAUCGCGUUUCUUCACCUCUCACCAACUUUCAUCUUCGCCAUAAUAGAAAACUGGUAAUUAUGGGAACCAGCUUCCAAGGGGUUGUGUUGUCUCUGUUCGUUUCGAGCUUGUUGUUGUCUCUGGUGUCCUCUGCAGCCCCAGCCAGUGAUGGGUUGUUUAGGAUUGGACUGAAAAAGGUGAAGUUGGAUGCGAAUGAGCGGCUUGCUGCAGCGGUUGAAUACAGGAAUGGAGAGGAGUUGAGGGGUUCGAUUAGGAAGUAUGGUUUCCCUUCUAAUCUGGGAGACGCUGAGGGGGAGGAUAUUGAUAUUGUCAAAUUAAAGAACUACUUGGAUGCUCAGUACUAUGGUGAGAUCGGUAUUGGCACUCCCCCUCAGCCGUUCACUGUGAUUUUCGACACUGGCAGCUCUAAUCUGUGGGUUCCGUCGAACAAGUGUUAUUUCUCGGUUGCGUGCUACUUCCAUGCCAAGUACAAGUCGAGCCAAUCGAGUACAUACAAGAAGAAUGGGAAAUCUGCUUCCAUCCAGUAUGGUACUGGAGCUAUUUCAGGUUUCUUUAGUAAUGACAAUGUUAAAGUUGGGGACCUCGUUGUGAAAGACCAGGAAUUUAUUGAAGCAACUAGUGAGCCUGGUCUAACAUUUUUGGCUGCCAAGUUUGAUGGGCUAUUAGGCCUCGGAUUUCAAGAGAUUUCAGUUGGAAAUGCUGUCCCAGUGUGGUACAACAUGAUUAAGCAAGGGCUUAUCAAGGAACCAGUGUUUUCUUUUUGGAUGAACCGCAAUGCAGCAGCACAAGAAGGUGGUGAACUUGUGUUUGGGGGAGUUGAUCCCCAUCACUUCAAGGGAAAGCACACAUAUGUUCCUGUAACACAGAAAGGCUAUUGGCAGUUCGACAUGGGUGAUGUUCUUAUUGGUGAUAAACCAACUGGAUAUUGUGCUGGUGGUUGUCAUGCAAUUGCAGAUUCUGGAACUUCUCUUUUGGCUGGUCCAACGACAGUGGUUACAUUGAUAAAUAAAGCCAUUGGAGCCAAUGGGGUUGUUAGCCAGGAAUGCAAGGCUGUUGUUCAACAGUAUGGUCAAACCAUUAUGGAGCUUCUCUUGGCUGAGGCUCAACCAAAGAAGAUCUGCUCCCAAAUUGGAGUGUGCACCUUUGAUGGGAGUCGUAGUGUUAGUAUGGGCAUUGAGAGUGUGGUGGAUAAGAACCGUGGAAAAUCUUCUGGAGUUCUUCAUGAUGCUUCAUGCUCUGUUUGUGAGAUGGCAGUUGUCUGGAUGCAAAACCAGCUUAAGCAGAAUCAGACCCAGGAUUAUAUUUUGAACUAUGUUAAUGAGCUUUGUGAUCAAAUGCCAAGCCCAAAUGGACAAUCGGCUGUUGACUGCCAACAUCUUUCUUCCAUGCCUACCAUUUCCUUCACCAUUGGUGGUAAAGUUUUUCCGCUCACCCCAGAGGAGUAUGUACUCAAGGUGGGCGAGGGUCCACAAGCCCAGUGCAUAAGUGGCUUCACUAGUAUGGACAUUCCUCCUCCCCGGGGACCUCUCUGGAUCCUGGGAGACGUCUUCAUGGGUCGCUACCACACUGUCUUUGAUUAUGGUAAUAUGAGAGUUGGAUUUGCAAAGGCUGCAUAAACAAAAUACAUUGGGACCCUUUUAAUAGCUGAUGUUCAUCUUUAUUUACUUGCUGUGUGCCUGGAAUUGUGCCUCUCUGUAAUGGAGCCAGUAGUUAAAACUUGGAAGUUUGGGGUGGUGUUGUCCUCGCUGUAAAUAAACCGUUAGCAACCUUAUAUCCAAUGUUAGGCUUCCGAGUAUUUUUUGUU